Messenger RNA from Durusdinium trenchii, 1723 nucleotides. NCBI's taxonomy places the organism in Eukaryota, Dinophyceae, Suessiales, Symbiodiniaceae. The record is from the annotation of a GenBank genome assembly.
GCCUGAAAGAGCCAUGGCUGUGCCUCUGGAUGUCACAGAGGAGAUCAAAGGGCUGCUAGACCCUGCCUGCACAGUUGGUGUGCGUGUGAAGUUGGAGAGGAUCUUGCUGGCAUUGGAGAAGGCAGAUGGGACACAGCUUCACAUGACGCCAGAGAUCAAGGCUUUGGUGGAAUCUGGCUGGCAAUGGUCAAUCUUGAAAGCAGAGGCAGCUGUGUUGUUUCCAGACCUCCCAGCCGUUUGCUCCAUGGGCAUGAAUGCUCACAACAGCAACACCAUUUUGACCAAUGAGCUGGAGGCAAUGAUGGAGCUUGCUGCCCUACACAGAAAUGGUAUGAAGAUGACAGAGGCAGUGCAAGCUGUUUGCCAAAGCAGCCCUUCUUGCAAAGCAUACAUAGAUGACUGUGCACAGUUUAUGCGGCUUUACUCUGGAGGGGAAACCUUUCCCAUGCUACUCUGGUUGGACAAGUUCUGUAAAGCUUCUGGCCAUUCACUUUUGGUUGGUGAGGAAAACACCAACUUGCUUGCCCACUGCAAUUUCAGGUUGCCUGGAUGCCAGUUCAGCUUUCUUCGCAUUGCCCUAUUGGCCACUAUUCUCAGUUCAAAGCGCCAUCAAGAUGGUAUCUCUAAAUUGGUGUUCAAGUCAGAUUUUGACAAGCUGAAGGGCAAGAACACAACCUUGGCCGUUGAAGACCUUCUUUCCAAUGGCUGGAAGGAAUCCCAGAAGGUGGAAGACAAAGGUCUUGGUGAAAUGAGCUUUGGCAAGUUCUGUGUGCGUGUUGUCCUGCAUGCUUUGCAGAAAGAAAAGCACAGUAGGGAUGGGUUGCGCUUUGAGUCAUUUGAAGCUAUAGUGGAGCAGCUUUCAAAGGAGCUUGAGGGUGGCUCUUAUGUUGCAAGCUCAAGUGCUGCAGAUGCCAAAGGUGCUGAGUCUUUGAGAGUGAAGGAUUUGCUCAAAGCAAGUCCAGAUGAAGUUGCCAUGUUGCAGAACCACCACAUCACAGUUGGCAAGAACUACACACACAGAGACUACAAGGACCAGGUGUUCACCAUGGAGGGCAUCAAGGAUGGCUGUGGUGUCUUCAAGCAUGUUCCAUUGUUUGGAGAGGCUAUUGAAGUUGUUGCUAGCACUGAAGAGCUGAAGGAUUGGAAGAACACUAAGAAAGAAGCUUGCCAGCUUUGUCCCACAGAGGUUGUCAAAGCUCGACUUCCUGAGGCUUGCUCCUUUGUUUUGGAUGAGUGGGCUAAGAUGAACGCAAGCUUCUUGUUGGCAGAGGCUUCCAAAUUGAACAACAAGGCAAGUUUUGACAUGGUUGCCUUCACCAGCUUUCCCAAUGGCUUGAUGAGUGUGAAGAAGCUCAAAUCCAAAGAGCUGCAGAUCUACCCAGUUGGAUCAUUGGUGAAGAUCAAGGAACAAGAGAAAGCAGAUGAGCUCUUGGCCAAGGGUGUGGUCCUUGUGCGCUUCAAAGGCACAGCCUACCUGAUCCAGACCUUCAAGGCCUUCAACCCCUGCAAAAGUGAUGAUCCAGGAGUUGUUUGCCCAUACUUCUAUGUCAAGACCUCUGAAGGUGAGGAUGAGGUCAACAUGCAGGUGAGCUGGAAAGCCCACAGUGACCUGCAGAUUCCUGUCUUGGAAAACAGCAAGGCCAUUGACAAGCACACUUGGCUUCUCAAGGGAAAGGAUGUUUCCACUGCCCCUCCUGCAAAAAGACCCAAAAGGAGUCAUUGA